AUGUCGAGCAUAGCCACCGGUGAGAAGAGUGAAGAGUUCCCAGGGGCUAGGUUAGUCGAUACCGCUAAGAUAUGUCUUGUCUCUUUCCAGAAAUGCCUCAACGACGCGAGCAGCGCUCAAAAGGCUGGCUCAGCUGUGAGCACAAAGUCAUCUAUUGUUCAGAUUGAAGACCAACUGGCGAGGUUCUCACUUUGGACAGCCAAUCUUCGAGUCUUCAGUAUUAAUCGAGAUUCCCUCGAUAGUCGUUUACGGGAGGCGCCUGAUGUUAAAUAUGCCAUCACUAGCCUUUUGGAAACGCUUGACCACCAUCUGAAAACCUCCGCUAGCAUCCUCGUCUCAAUCGCAGCGAAUGCGAAUCUAAACUAUCCGGAGAAUUCGAUUGCAACCUUCAAUGAUUCACUUGACGAAUUGCGAAAUGACAUCACUUUACUUCAUAAGAUUUCUAACACAAUUCGCCGGGCAAGUAAAGAGACUCAAAACAUCAAAGCUUCCAAAGAUUUCGUCAUCGAGGAUGAUGAGGGCAACGACGCGGAGCCGUUCCUUCGACAGCUAUUCAUCAACUACAUACACGAUCGAUUUCCUGGAAUAGACGAGAGCAUUCGUAACCGCCUCGCAGAUUCGAUGGUUCUUCGUCGAAAAAGAAUUCUCUUUCGCAGAAAGCGUUAUGGAACGACAUCAAUACGUCUUCCAGAGCCAGUGGCCAAACCUGUGAUAUCGCGUCCGAGGUUAAAUCCGACCGAUCACGAGACCCAUGGAUCCAAUAAGCGCCGUGCGGUCGAGGCAUCAGCCCGGAGUCAGGCACAGUCUGUGACAAAGACUGCAACAACGCUCUCUCCAGAGAAAUUUAGAAAGGCUAGUGUACCAUCCGUCAUUUCAGUUUCAAAGACCGUUGCGCUCAGUGGGGCCGAGGAGCUGUGUUUUCCUCCUGCGCCGAUAGGGAGUCUGAUGCGGAAAUACAAUAAGAUGAAGAGAGAAAUAGAAUGCCGCGGGAAUGAAUCCAAAAUUCCGACCUCGCAGGAGAAGCGCAGUGGAGAAGGAAAUGAGCAGAUCGAGCGUAUGAAGCAAAAGCUAGAAUUAGCUGAAGCCUGGAAUAGCUGUAUCGAGGCAGUACCGGAGGUUACUUGUCCAUACUGCUUCCAUGUCCUUCCUAUUCGCGAUGUCAUCGACGACAAAAAGUGGAAGAUGCAUGUCAAGGACGAUCUUGAUCCCUACGUCUGCCUGUUUGAGGAAUGCGAAUCUCCAAAUCAUCUGUACUCACAUAGCGGACAAUGGAUGAAACACAUGAGAGAUCAUACUUUGCGAUGGCGCUGUAAAUCGAAAGCUCAUGAAGAGUUCAUCGUUAAGACGAAGGCAGAUUACAUUCAACACAUGAAUACAUGUCAUCCUGGCAAAUUUAAAGACGCCCAGCUCGCUGUAUUAGCUGACCGAGGGGCUUCGACGGGCGGACCCCUCUUCACAGCUUGUCCCCUUUGCGGUGUCGACAAGACUGACAAAUCGAUGGAAAGCCACGUUGUGAGUCACAUGCGGCUGUUGGCUCUCAAGUCCCUACCGGCUACACUUGAUGACGCAGAUGAAUUGGAUGAGGCCGAAGAUCGACAUGACAGUGGGGAUACCUCCCGUGCACAAAGUCGAAGUACAAUCAAGCGAGCUCUUGAAGAAACUGGGUCCCUCAGUCCACCAGUCGCUGAUGAGGCUUGGUAUGGGUCACAGUGGGGGGACGAUGAAGUCUUUGGGGGGUCCUCGCUUGCUUCAGGAGAUGGAUUGUUGGAUCAUGUUCCAGCCCCUUCCAGUUAUGACCAUGAUCCUGACCUAGAUGAUCCUGUGCUUCAACCUUUCAUCCAACGUGUUUCAAAUCAUGAAAGUCCGAAAGUCAACUGGAACCCACGCCCGGAUACUUCCCAGAGUCAACGGCUGGGGUUCAUGGACCCAGAUUGCGCUAUUUGCCAUGCUCCAGCCAGCAUGGCCUGUGACUGUGAAUCCAAGGCCUUGGAACUCGCCGUCAAGCAGGCAGAAGAUAGAAUGCUAAGGUUAGUGGCUGGGGAGAUCAGAGACUGGGUAAAGGAUCAUGCGCAAGACUACAUGAACCGGCAGGCUAUGCCCGGAGACCUUUACUGCAAGGAUGGGAAGGACAGGGAGCAAAAUAUUCCAGAACAAGCAUCCGGGGAUAAAGGGCAACUUGAGAGGUCGAACGUUGAUGUCGACUUCUUAAAGACAGCAGAGUACUACUUCGGCCUGGUGGAAUUGACAUUACCUGCUGAAGAUGAACCUGCGGUACGGAACCCACCGCUGGGUAAAGUUCCUUAUAGGGACAGGAAGCCUUCCGGGGGUCGACCUAACGUCGAAGGCAAAGAGAGCGGCGCUGUAAAUACAGCCAUCAUCCCUCCCGGCUACUACUCGUCUGAUAGUAAUACAUCUGGUAAUGAGAUGCCCAGCAAUGCGCAAGAUACCAACACAGAUAGCAAGGGAUCGCAAACUAUAAAUUCUGUAUCAGACCCUACGACCACCCUACUCUCUUUGCAGCCCUCAACUGGAUCUGAGAAAGCCGCCUUGGAUACCACCACAGAAACUAACAAGGCAGAGACCGAGACCGCUACCACGCUGGUAGCCAGCACUACUGCUACAACUGAUGUUGACAUCACUACUACCGAAAGCGAAUCAACAAAAUUCGAGACUUCGACUGCAACGACUGAAGCUACCACCUCCGGUCAGAUAACCUCAACAACCGUGGGAAUCACAACCACCACAGAUGCUGUGACUACAACCACCGAAGCUGAGACCACAACCAAAGAGGCUGCCUGUCCCCGAGUCACAGUCCUGGCCAAUCCUACGCCAAUCUUUGUCUCGGAGCCAGACGGUACUAUUUAUGACGAUACUUACCAGGGGGUCACCUUACCGUUUCCAGUCAGUGUCUUUGGUAGUUCUUCAUCUACUGUCUAUGUCAGCGUCAAUGGCUUCUUGUCACUAUUCGACAGCGGCGGUUUCUUCACAAACCGAGCACUGCCUACCGAAGGUGCCCCUCGCGUUGCUAUCAUGCCCUACUGA
Messenger RNA from Fusarium coffeatum, 3042 nucleotides. RefSeq lists its product as uncharacterized. The record is from RefSeq and is a predicted model, not a curated record. NCBI's taxonomy places the organism in Eukaryota, Fungi, Ascomycota, Sordariomycetes, Hypocreales, Nectriaceae. The coding region runs from base 1 to 3042 and encodes 1013 amino acids. The transcript has 4 exons.